Molecule: messenger RNA, 579 nt
Organism: Capsella rubella
Lineage: Eukaryota; Viridiplantae; Streptophyta; Magnoliopsida; Brassicales; Brassicaceae
Exons: 5
Coding region: 50-400 (116 amino acids)
Source: RefSeq, a predicted model, not a curated record
UGCAGACUUUUGCAUGGACCAGGACAAUAUUGGAAAAGAUUAAGAGCAAAUGGGUUCUUUAAUGUCAGGAUGGGACUCUCCUGUUGGGGAUUCUAAUUCAGUGAGAAGGUGCAAGUCGCUAACAAGAGAAGAGAUCGACACUUUUUGGAAAACAAAGAAGAAGACUGAAGAAGAACAUGUUCAAGCCGUUUCCAAGUUGGUAACUCAGGAAGUUGCACGAAGCCAAUCACAAGAGGAGAAGGGAGUAGUAGAAGAGGUUUUUGAGAACCAAAACAAGAAAAGUGGAUGGUGGACAAGAAGCAACUGGGCGUUCUUGAAUGAGCCGAGGGAGGAAGAAGGUCGACCGAACAAUUACGUGCCACAGUUCCAAGUUGCUCACAUCGCCAAAAUCGCUGGAUAGCAGUGACGCUAUAAGCACCGGCUAAUAUAUGGAAUGGUGAUUUAAUUAAGGUUUUAAUCUAAGAUGUGUUUUAUUUACGUGUGAUCAUAUGUAUAUGUAUAUUUUUGGUUGUGUGAAUGUAAUUCGAGACAUGGAUUUAUAGAUCUUUGUUUUUUUUAUAAGAAACAAACAUUUUAUCU